CAUGGCUGCGCUGGGCGUCACGGUCGCCCUGCUGGUGUGGGUGGCCACCCUGCUGCUGGUGUCCAUCUGGAAGCAGAUCUACAGCAGCUGGAAACUGCCCCCUGGCCCUUUCCCUCUGCCCAUCCUUGGGAAUCUCUUCCAGAUAGAUCUCAAGAAUAUCCCCAAGUCUUUCAGCAGGCUGGCGGAGCGCUACGGGCCGGUGUUCACGGUGUACCUGGGCUCGCGCCGCCGCUGCCCUCCGCCCGCAGGCCAGGCCUUCGACCCCACCUACGUGAUCGGCUGCGGGCCCUGCAACGUCAUCGCCGACAUCCUCUUCCGCCAGCGCUUCGGCUACGGCGACCCGACCAGCCUGCGGCUCAUGCGCCUGUUCAACGAGAACUUCUACCUGCUCAGCACGCCCUGGCUGCAGGUGUAUAAUAACUUCUCCAGUUACCUGCAAUACCUGCCCGGGAGCCACAGAAAGGUGAUGAGAAACGUGGCCGAAAUCAAAGACUACGUCCUGGAAAGGGUGAAGGAGCACCGGGACUCGCUGGACCCCAGCUGCCCGCGGGACUUCACGGACUGCCUGCUGGCGGAGAUGGACAAGGGGCAGCAACGCGGGGAGCCGGCCCACACGCUGGACAGCGUCGCAGUGACCGUGGCCGACCUCUUCUUCGCGGGCACGGAGACCACCAGCACCACCCUGCGCUACGGGCUCCUGAUCCUCAUGAAGUACCCGGAGGUUGAAGAGAAGCUUCACGAAGAAAUUGACAGGGUGAUCGGGCCGAGCCGAGUCCCAGCCGUCAGGGACAGGCUGGACAUGCCCUACAUGGAUGCGGUGGUGCACGAGAUCCAGCGCUUCAUCGACCUCAUCCCCUCCAACCUGCCCCACGAAGCCAUCCGGGACACGGUGUUCAGGGGCUACGUCAUCCCCAAGGGCACAAUGGUGAUCCCCACCCUGGACUCCCUCCUGUACGACAGCAAAGAGUUCCCUGACCCGGAGAGCUUUAAGCCCGAGCACUUUCUGAAUGAGGACGGGAAGUUCAAGUACAGCGACCACUUCAAGGCCUUCUCCACGGGAAAGCGGGUGUGCGUGGGCGAAGGCCUGGCCCGCAUGGAGCUGUUCCUGUUCCUGUCCGCCAUCCUGCAGCACUUCAGCCUGAAGUCGCUCACUGCCCCGCAGGACAUCGACCUCAGCCCCAUCGCCAUCGGGUUUGGCAAGAUCCCGCCCCACUACAAGCUCUGUGUCAUUCCCCGCACGUGAGCGGAGGGUACCCGCGCCCGGAGAUCCCUCUGGGCCUCCAGGAGGGCGGCUGGGCCCUGGCACAGUGGGGGUCACACGCCAGACGGAAUGUGAGAACAGAAUCUCAGAAUAGAUUUAUGAAACUAUUAAAUGAAUAAA
This is a messenger RNA of Condylura cristata (star-nosed mole), 1381 nucleotides long. Its product is annotated as cytochrome P450 2E1. Gene Ontology annotation, cellular component: intracellular membrane-bounded organelle; cytoplasm. Gene Ontology annotation, molecular function: oxidoreductase activity, acting on paired donors, with incorporation or reduction of molecular oxygen, reduced flavin or flavoprotein as one donor, and incorporation of one atom of oxygen; heme binding; iron ion binding. The record is from RefSeq and is a predicted model, not a curated record. The transcript is spliced from 8 exons. NCBI's taxonomy places the organism in Eukaryota, Metazoa, Chordata, Mammalia, Eulipotyphla, Talpidae. Gene Ontology annotation, biological process: xenobiotic metabolic process. Bases 2 to 1243 code for a protein of 413 amino acids.